GUCAAAUACUCAAUCGUUCAACAGCCAAAUCAGAAAGGCACCAAAUUCACCGUUGACGAGGAGACCGGCGAGGUGUCCACCAACAAAGUGUUCGAUCGCGAAGGUGACGAUGGUAAAUUCGUUUCGGUCACCGUUAAAGCGACUGACCAAGGUGAACCUAGCUUGGAAGGCGUGUGUUCUUUUACAGUAGAAAUUACAGAUGUCAACGACAAUCCACCACUCUUUGAUCGACAAAAAUAUGUCGAGAAUGUGAAGCAAGACGCCAGCAUCGGCACAAACAUACUGCGCGUCUCCGCCUCCGAUGAGGAUGCCGACAAUAACGGAGCCAUUGUGUACAGCUUGAGCGCCCCCUUCAAUCCCAACGAUUUGGAGUAUUUCGAUAUACAGGCUGAGUCGGGUUGGAUAGUGUUAAAGAAGCCGCUUGACGUAAGUGCCUCGUUAACCAAUUUUUAAGUUUACAACUUGAAAUAUUUUGCUAUUACAGU
Rhagoletis pomonella (apple maggot) is the source of this 485-nucleotide messenger RNA. RefSeq names its product neural-cadherin-like. The transcript has 2 exons. The annotation marks the transcript as partial. The record is from RefSeq and is a predicted model, not a curated record. NCBI's taxonomy places the organism in Eukaryota, Metazoa, Arthropoda, Insecta, Diptera, Tephritidae. Gene Ontology annotation, biological process: homophilic cell-cell adhesion. Gene Ontology annotation, molecular function: calcium ion binding. Gene Ontology annotation, cellular component: plasma membrane.